AUGAAAGCCAUGAACGCUUUUAUUUGGAGACUCCCCAAGAUGCCCGUGGUUAAAAUUGCGAAAACCUAUGAAGUUUCUAAAAUUACGGCAAUAUUAACACUUGUAGGAUUUCUAAUGGGUCUUGAAGUUCCAUCUUUGGCAACUUUUCUGACAAAUAAGACAUUUAACGAGUAUUUUAGGUACCCAACACCGUUACAACAAGGUUUACUUAUGGGUGCCACACCCCUGGGCGGUAUCCUUGGGUGUCUUAUUUACUGUGUGAUGAAUGAUAAAUUUAGCAGAAUUUAUCAGUUUCAAAUGGGAAUUAUAGUUUGGAAUAUCGUUACCUUGUUGAAUUUUUGCAUCUGGAACUUAUUAGGUUUGUUGAUUUGUCGUGUGGUCAAGGGCAUGAUUCUGGGAAAUUUUUCCAUUUUAGUAGCUUCAUAUGCAAAUGAAGUUAUUCCUCGCGACAAACGCGGAAGCACCAUGAGUUAUAUUCAAUUGUGUUUAACCAUCGGAAUUCUUGUUAUGCAUUAUCUGUGCAUUGCAUUGAGUCUCUGGGAUUCUCACUUCGCGUUCCGUGUGGCAUGGUGCGUAGGAAUCAUCCCCGGAAUAGUAUUUUGGGUGGCUAGUUGUGCCUUACCUGAAUCAUACCACUGGCUGGUAUUGCAUGGACAGAUGAGUAAAGCUCAAGAAAUCCAGCACAACUUGGCCAAAAAAUUCAAUGAAAGUCAGCCAAGAGAUGCAGUUCCUGAAAUGAGUAAGAUUGAAUUGGCAGGAGAUUUCUGGAUUGGAGUCAAUGACUUAAACUUCUGCAAAAAAUUGCCUCGGGGUUCAUUGAAGCCCUUGAUUCUCGGAAUGACUUUACAAUUAUUGAUUCAAUUUAGUGGUAUAAAUAUUAUCCUUGGUUAUAUCACGUAUAUUUGUGAGAUCGUGGGGCUUGACGGCAACGUGAAGUUGUUUACAAGUUCAAUACCAUACUUCAUCAAUAUGGUUUUGAGCUUGUUGCCUAUUACCUUUAUUGAUUACACAAGUAGGAAGCUAAUCACAUUGUUGGGCGGAUUCCCCAUUAGUGGGCUGUUAAUUACCAUUGGUGCACUUUUUGUCAAAUACGGUCAAGAUACCAAGCCAAUUGAUGGAAAUAAGAGUCUAGUUUGGUCCAUUGGAGAAAAUCCAUUUGUCGGCGGGUGGAUUUUAACUUUGUGCUUUUUGAUUGUUGGUAUAUUUGCCAUGAGCCUCUCCAGUAUACCCUGGAUUUACACAAAUGAAAUGUUGCCAUCCCGAGUGAAGGUGAAAGGGUUUGCCAUUUGCGUUACAUUUGGGUGGUUAGGCAACUUCAUAUUAACGUUCUUAUGUCCUGUAAUGAUUGAAAUGUUAAAAGGCACCACUUUUAUAAUAUUCGGGUCUCUAACGUUUCUAAUAUCUCUGAUUGUUUUAAUUUGGUUUCCAGAAACAAAGGGUAUGAGCAUGGAAGACAUUGAUAAUUUUUUUGAGUUUGAAAACAAAGAGAACACUAAUUUGCAUGAAGAAAAGAGUAUCAAAACUCCAGAUUUGAAUUUCAAUGUGGACUCCGCAAGAUCUUCCGAAGGCGUAGAAUCGCACAAGCCUAUACAAUUGAAGAGCGAAGAGGAGAUGAUCAUAUGA
Saccharomyces kudriavzevii IFO 1802 is the source of this 1623-nucleotide messenger RNA. RefSeq lists its product as uncharacterized. The coding region runs from base 1 to 1623 and encodes 540 amino acids. Gene Ontology annotation, cellular component: membrane. NCBI's taxonomy places the organism in Eukaryota, Fungi, Ascomycota, Saccharomycetes, Saccharomycetales, Saccharomycetaceae. The record is from RefSeq and is a predicted model, not a curated record. The transcript has a single exon. Gene Ontology annotation, biological process: transmembrane transport; carbohydrate transport. Gene Ontology annotation, molecular function: carbohydrate:proton symporter activity.